UGCCUCCUCGUCUCCCUCGACGAGACAAACAAAAGUAAGGAGCGGAAAGGGCCAGCGAGUUAGCUACUAGACAACGUCCUAAGAGUUUAUUCGUGUUUAGUAAAUUUUUGUAGCAUUAGUGCGAACAUGUCUGAUAAGAUGGAUAUGUCUUUAGACGACAUUAUUAAGCAGAGUAAAAAGGGUGGUGGAGGAAGCGGCGGCGGCCGCGGAAACAGAGGAGGCCGCGGCCGAGGAGGAUCAUCUGGGCGAUCUGGAUUCGCCGGUCGGUCUGGCGGAGGCCCUGAGCGGAGUCGACAGAAUUUCAGCCGGGAAAGAAGUAGCAGACCUACGCCGUACAGCAGGCCAAGAGAGUUGCCGGACAAAUGGCAACACGACAUGUUUGAUGGCGGCGUCGGUGCCCGCGGAGGCGGAGCAGUUGGAGGCGGCGGUACCGGUGGUGUGGAGACCGGCGGCAAGCUCCUGGUCUCAAACCUCGACUUUGGGGUCUCGGAUGCCGACAUUAAGGAGUUGUUUGCGGAGUUUGGCACACUGAAGAAAGCAGCUGUGCACUAUGACCGUUCUGGUCGCAGUCAAGGAACUGCUGAUGUCCACUUUGAGAGGAGGGCAGAUGCACUUAAAGCCAUGAAACAAUAUAACAACGUCCCUUUGGAUGGCCGGCCCAUGAGCAUUCAACAUGUCACAUCACAAAUCGACACACAAAGACGGCCAUCUACACAGAGUCCUAGAGGAGGAGGUGGCGGCGGUGGAUUCAACAGAGAUCGAAUUGGACGUCCCAACUCUGAGAGGAGACAGGGAGGAGGGGGGGGCGGGCGGGGUGGCGGAGGGGCCAGAGGCCGGGGGAGAGGUGGGAGAGGAGGCGGCGGCAAACCAGCGCUCUCUGCUGAGGAGCUGGACGCUCAGUUGGAUGCUUACAAUGCAAAGAUGGAAACCAGUUAAACCUUUUCCAAGAUGCACACUCGUCAAGAUCUAGCCCCUGCCCUUCCUAUCUGCCAUCAUUGGAUUUGAAACUAGUUGUUGUUUGUCUAAAAUGUUUUACACUUACUGUUCUUUGAAGCCAUUUUAAUGUACAGACCUUGUUUCCCCCCUGUUUUAAUAUUAUGAACACUUUUUGUACCAUUUUUAUUUUGGGUAAAAUUGUAGGUUAUUGAAGGGAGGUUUUUUUGUUGUUGGUUCUUCCCUCCCCUGAUUCUCCAUGUACUGUUUAAUUGCAAUAAACCUACAACCAAACUAUGUUCUCUGCAAUUCUUAGUUCAGACAAAUCAUUGCUAUUGUCCAGAAUGUAAAUAUUUAGAAGAGCCCUUUUUAACAGGAGAGCAGUGUCAUUAGGAUGUUAGUGUAGUCCAGGGUUUGUCACAGUCAAUGCUGAAAUGUUGAAAUGAUGAUGAAAAGUCAAAUAGAAGGCAGUAGGCUUGCUAUAGAUUACUCCUCAGUUACCAUGGAGAAGGGUGGAAUCCAUAGUGAGCCCAACGUUACAAAGGAUUGCAUCGAAAAAGGUGGCUUUUAUGACGUGUAAUGCAUCCUCUUUGUAGUGUGUACCAUAGUGACAUCUGCUGGUCAGGUCAUGGUAAACAGCUAUGUGUUUGGAACUGUAGAGAAGUGCUUGUGCGAACAAGGCCCCGUGUUGGAAGGGCUUCAUAAUUGAACUGGACAAUUGGUGGCGAAUUAAAACAUUUUUCUCAA
Osmerus eperlanus (European smelt) is the source of this 1680-nucleotide messenger RNA. Its product is annotated as THO complex subunit 4-A-like. The record is from RefSeq and is a predicted model, not a curated record. Gene Ontology annotation, cellular component: nucleus. Gene Ontology annotation, molecular function: mRNA binding. Lineage: Eukaryota; Metazoa; Chordata; Actinopteri; Osmeriformes; Osmeridae. Bases 127 to 936 code for a protein of 269 amino acids. The transcript is spliced from 6 exons. Gene Ontology annotation, biological process: mRNA export from nucleus.